Messenger RNA from Zonotrichia albicollis (white-throated sparrow), 2016 nucleotides. The record is from RefSeq and is a predicted model, not a curated record. NCBI's taxonomy places the organism in Eukaryota, Metazoa, Chordata, Aves, Passeriformes, Passerellidae.
AUGAAUCUGUAUGAACAUAUUGUGAAAUUGUAUGCAUAUAGAUUUGAGAGGGGGAUAAAAAGGGACCUGAAGUUCCCAGAGGUGCCGUGCUGGAGCCGGCUGCGCUCCGUUCCCCGGCUGCUGUCCCGCAGGAAGCGAGUCCCGGCCGGCCCGGGGGACUCCAGCCUGCGCCGCUGCCUCUCGCCCCUGGACCUGGCUGCCCUGGGGGUGGGCAGCACGCUGGGGGCUGGGGUCUACGUCCUGGCAGGGGAGGUGGCCAAAACCAGCUCUGGCCCGAGCAUCGUGCUCUCUUUCCUGAUUGCAGCCGUGGUGUCUGCCCUGGCAGGGCUGUGCUACGCCGAGCUGGGGGCGCGUGUGCCCCUGGCUGGCUCUGCCUACCUGUACAGCUACGUGACAGUGGGGGAGCUCUGCGCCUUCCUGGCCGGAUGGAACCUGCUGCUGUCCUAUGUCAUCGGUACUGCCAGCGUUGCCCGGGCCUGGAGUGCUACCUUUGACCAGCUCCUGGGCAAGAGGAUGGGGAGGUUUUUGGGUGCUCACGCAGCCAUGAGCUCUGUGGGGCUGGCAGAGCACCCAGAUGCCUUUGCUGCUGGCCUGGUGGUCCUGCUGGCAGCGCUUCUUUCCUUUGGAGUGAAGGAGUCCACCAUGGUCAACAAAGCCUUCACAGCUCUCAACGUGCUCGUCCUGCUCUUUGUCACAGUGAGUGGCUUCAUCAAAGGCCACAUGAGCAACUGGAGGCUCAGGGAGGAUGACCUGCCACAGGCAGCUGCCCACGAGGCUGGGAACCAGUCCAUGGCUGACAACAGGACCAGUGCCUUUGGGGUGGGAGGCUUCAUGCCCUAUGGCUUCACUGGCACCUUGGCUGGAGCCUCUGCCUGUUUCUAUGCCUUUGUUGGAUUUGACUGCAUUGCUACCACAGGGGAAGAAGUGAGGGACCCGCAGAGAUCCAUCCCCAUGGGCAUCAUUCUCUCCCUUCUCAUCUGCUUCCUGGCCUACUUUGGGGUAUCUGCUGCCCUCACCCUGAUGAUGCCCUACUACCUCCUGGACACCACGAGCCCUCUGCCAGUGGCCUUUGAGUACAUUGGCUGGAGCAGUGCCAAGUAUGCUGUGGCUGUGGGGUCACUGUGUGCCCUGACCACCAGCCUUCUGGGCUCCAUGUUCCCCAUGCCAAGGAUCCUGUAUGCGAUGGCUCGGGAUGGGCUCCUCUUCCAGCCUCUGGCCAAAGUCAGUCGCCAUCAGUGCCCGGUGGUGGCAACUCUGGUGUCGGGGGCAGUGGCAGCUCUCCUGGCCCUUCUCUUUGACCUGAAAGCCCUGGUUGACACCAUGUCCAUUGGCACACUGCUGGCCUACUCCAUGGUGGCUGCCUGUGUGCUGCUGCUCAGGUACCGGCCUGAGCCCGGCCCUUGGGACACUCCUGUGGGGAAGGUCCCAGCUGUGCAGCCAUGGUGGAACCACCUGGUGCAGCCACCCCCCCAUCCCACCCCUCGCUCCUCUGCCCUGGUGGUCUGGGCUCUGACAGCUGCAGCUGCCCUGGCCUGUGCCCUGGGCUGGGUGAGCACUGCUGGGCUGCCCUGCCUGCGGGCUGGGGGUGCCUGGUGCAUCUCUGCUCUGGCCCUGCCUCUCCUGGGGAUCCUGGCAGCAGCUCUUCUCAUCUGGAGGCAGCCUCAGAGCCAGGACAAGGCGUCCUUCAUGGUGAGCACCCAGCCCAACCCUCAGGGUGUACCCAGGAACAGGGACCUGGGGCACAGAGAACAGGUUCCCUGCCUGCCCUUCCUGCCUCUCGUCAGCAUCUCCACCAACGCGGUGCUGCUGGCCCGGCUCAGCGCGGCCCCCUGGCUGCGGUACCUGCUCUGGAUGGCUGCGGGUUUCCUCAUUUACUUUGGCUAUGGGAUCUGGCACAGCACUGAGAGCCCCUGGCCUGAAGGGACAGGUCCCCAGGAGCUGCCCCAAAGCAGAGCCAGGGAGGUGCCCCUGGAGCCCCCUGGCACUGCCCUGUGCCCAUCUGCUCCGGGGCAAUGA